This is a messenger RNA of Microtus oregoni (creeping vole), 4524 nucleotides long. It is a transcript of the gene Znf281, whose product is annotated as zinc finger protein 281. NCBI's taxonomy places the organism in Eukaryota, Metazoa, Chordata, Mammalia, Rodentia, Cricetidae. The transcript has 2 exons. The coding region runs from base 151 to 2814 and encodes 887 amino acids. Gene Ontology annotation, cellular component: nucleus. The record is from RefSeq and is a predicted model, not a curated record. Gene Ontology annotation, biological process: regulation of transcription by RNA polymerase II. Gene Ontology annotation, molecular function: DNA-binding transcription factor activity, RNA polymerase II-specific; RNA polymerase II cis-regulatory region sequence-specific DNA binding.
CGGUCGAGGAGUUCCCGGCAGACACCGCGCCGCGGCUGCGCAGAAGCGGGGAGGCUUUUAAUUCCAUUGUGGAGAGGACGGCGUUAUUUUUAUUAACUGGAGGCGACGGCGGCUGCGGCGGUGGCGGAACCCCCAGGCCUCCUCCGGGGUAUGAAAAUCGGCAGCGGGUUCCUCAGCGGCGGCGGCGGUCCCGGCAGUAGCGGUGGUAGCGGCUCCGGCGGCAGCUCCGGCGGCGGCAGCGGCAGGAGAGCAGAGAUGGAGCACACCUUUCCCCAGGGUAUGGUUAUGUUCAACCACCGGCUCCCCCCGGUCACCAGCUUCACCCGGCCGGCGGGGACGGCCGCCCCUCCCCCGCAGUGCGUGUUAUCCUCCUCUACCUCCGCAGCCCCGGCCGCAGAGCCCCCCCCUCCGCCAGCCCCGGACAUGACUUUCAAGAAGGAGCCGGCGGCGUCAUCCGCGGCCUUCCCUUCGCAGAGGACCUCCUGGGGAUUCUUGCAGUCCUUGGUGAGCAUCAAACAGGAGAAACCCGCGGACCCCGAGGAGCAGCAGUCCCACCACCACCACCACCAUCACCACUAUGGGGGGCUGUUCGCUGGGGCCGAAGAGAGAUCACCGGGCCUAGGAGGCGGGGAAGGGGGGAGCCACGGCGUCAUCCAAGACCUCAGUAUUCUCCACCAGCAUGUCCAGCAGCAACCAGCCCAGCACCACCGUGAUGUAUUAUUGAGCAGCGGUAGCAGGACUGAUGACCAUGGCACCGAGGAGCCAAAGCAGGACACUAACGUCAAAAAGGCAAAGAGGCCAAAGCCAGAAUCUCAGGGAAUCAAAGCCAAGAGGAAGCCAAGUGCAUCUUCCAAACCGUUGGUUGGAGAUGGAGAAGGUGCCGUCCUCUCCCCAAGUCAGAAACCUCAUAUCUGUGAUCACUGUAGCGCUGCUUUCCGGAGCUCCUAUCACCUGCGGAGACACGUCCUCAUUCACACGGGAGAAAGGCCUUUCCAGUGCAGCCAGUGUAGUAUGGGUUUCAUUCAGAAAUACCUACUGCAGAGACACGAGAAAAUUCACAGUAGAGAGAAACCCUUUGGAUGUGAUCAGUGCAGCAUGAAGUUUAUUCAGAAGUACCAUAUGGAGAGACACAAGAGGACACAUAGUGGAGAAAAGCCAUAUAAGUGUGACACUUGCCAACAGUAUUUUUCAAGGACUGACAGAUUGCUGAAGCACAGGCGCACGUGUGGUGAAGCCAUAGCAAAAGGGGCCGCUAGUGCAGAUCCUGGGUCAUCCAACCAUAGUAAUAUGGGUAGUCUGGCUGUGCUGUCUCAGGGAAAUACAAGUUCUUCAAGGAGAAAAUCGAAGUCAAAAAGCAUAGCUAUUGAAAAUAAGGAACACAAGACUGGCAAAACAAAUGACUCACAAAUGUCAAACAAUAUAAACAUGCAGAGUUAUUCAGUAGAAAUGCCCACGGUGUCUACCAGUGGAGGCAUAAUUGGCACGGGAAUAGAUGAACUACAGAAAAGGGUGCCAAAAUUGAUCUUUAAGAAAGGAAGCAGAAAGAAUACAGAUAAAAGCUACCUUAAUUUUGUGUCUCCACUACCAGAUGUAGUUGGGCAGAAAUCCUUGUCUGGUAAACCAAGUGGCUCACUUGGCAUAGUCUCGAAUAAUAGUGUGGAGACCAUUGGUCUUCUCCAGAGUACAAGUGGCAAACAAGGUCAGAUAAGUAGUAAUUAUGAUGAUGCCAUGCAGUUUUCAAAGAAGAGAAGAUACUUACCAACUGCCAGCAGCAACAGUGCCUUUUCUAUAAACGUAGGACACAUGGUCUCCCAACAGUCAGUCAUUCAGUCUGCAGGUGUCAGUGUUUUGGACAAUGAGGCCCCAUUGUCACUUAUUGACUCCUCAGCUCUAAAUGCUGAAAUUAAGUCUUGUCAUGACAAGUCUGGAAUUCCUGACGAGGUUUUACAAAGUAUUUUGGAUCAGUAUUCCAGCAAAUCAGAAACGCAGAAGGAGGAUCCCUUCAGUUUAACAGAGCCACGAGUGGAUUUACACACCUCAGAACACUCAGAAUUGGUUCAAGAAGAAAAUCUGAGCCCAGGCACCCAAACACCUUCAAAUGAUAAAACAAGCAUGUUACAAGAAUACUCCAAAUACCUCCAACAGGCUUUUGAAAAAUCCACUAACGCAAGUUUUACUCUUGGACACGGUUUCCAGUUUGUCAGUUUGUCUUCACCUCUCCACAACCACACUUUGUUUCCAGAAAAACAGAUAUACACUACAUCUCCUUUGGAGUGUGGUUUUGGCCAAUCUGUUACCUCAGUGUUGCCAUCUUCAUUGCCAAAGCCUCCUUUUGGGAUGUUGUUUGGAUCUCAACCAGGUCUUUAUUUAUCUGCUUUGGAUGCUACACAUCAGCAGUUGACACCUUCCCAGGAGCUGGAUGAUCUGAUAGAUUCUCAGAAGAACUUAGAGACAUCAUCAGCCUUCCAGUCCACAUCUCAGAAAUUGUCUAGCCAGAAGGAACAACAGAAAAAUUUAGAGUCCUCAACAAGCUUUCAGAUUCCAUCUCAGGAGUUAGCUAGCCAGAUCGAUCCUCAGAAAGACAUAGAGCCUAGAACAACGUACCAGAUUGAGAACUUUGCACAAGCAUUUGGUUCUCAGUUUAAGUCGGGCAGCAGGGUGCCAAUGACCUUUAUCACUAACUCUAAUGGAGAAGUGGACCAUAGAGUAAGGACUUCAGUGUCAGAUUUCUCAGGGUAUACAAAUAUGAUGUCUGAUGUAAGUGAGCCAUGUAGUACAAGAGUAAAGACACCCACCAGCCAGAGUUACAGGUAAGGUCUCAAGAGUGACCAGGCUGGGAGUCUUCUAAUGUAAUUUUGUUUUAUUUUGAGAACACUGCCAUUGGAAUGUUUCUACACGAUCCUAUUAAGAAUAAUGUAAUGCCCUUUCAAUGCAACUUUUCAUAUUUAGUUUAUUUUGUUAGUGUGAUUUUAGCUGUUUGUAUUAUGAUUUUUAAUCAAAAUCAAUAGAUUAAAAAUAGUUUGACAUUCAAAGUGACAAUGUUUAGCAAUCAAAUUUACAUGUAUAGAUUGUCAGGGAAUAGCCCAAAAGUUUUAAAUGCAAAAAAAACAAAAAAACAAAAACUACAGGAAAAAAAAAAAAGAAAAGAAAAAAGAAAAAAAAAACUUUGUUGCUAGGAUUAAGGUUAUUCUAAUUGCUUUACUCUCAGGAAAGUGUAAUAACGCAUGGGAAUUCUGUACGUUAUCACCGUAAUGGAAUAUCCAAUUUACAAAUAGUAUGAUACACAUUUCACUGUUUAAGUUAAGGGAUCUUAAACAUUUCAGAUUGCUCCUUCUGGGCUGAUAGAAUAUACAUUUCAUCAUUUAAGUAAGGGAUCGAAAACAUUUCAAAUGCUAUCUCUGUCUGGGCUGAUCCAAAAUUCUGAGAUUGUUGGCUACCUAUAUUUUGUUGCAGCUUUUAAAUGUACUCCAAACUUCCAAACCCAUGUUCAUUCCAGCUUGGUAGAGCAAAUAUUCUUGGAUCUUUGAUCAAAGCCUGGAAUGAUAGCUUUAAUAAAAGAAAGAGGGAGGGAAGCACCCUCCUUAUCCAACUAUAACAAGGCUGUAAUUCCAUUAAGUGAUUCUGUUAAUGUCUAGUACAGUGUUAAAACCCAAGUGGUUGGUUGGUUUCAGUAUUAGAAAGUAAGUUGGAUUCACGUAAUACAUUGAAAUUAGGGGUAUGCAUUAUUCAUUAUACAUGGCCUAAAAGCAUUCUCUCACUUGUGCUAUUACGUACCACCUUCACUUCUGUUUUUUUUGGUACUUAUUCUUAACUUCCUCUUAAAGUUCUAGGCCUUCUUGUUCCUUCUCCCUGUCGUGAUGGUUUCAAUUUUAGAGUGAUUUGUCAUCUAGUAGAUGAUUGAUUAUGCAUUUUAUAUGUCUUAUGGCAUCUAAAUACUAAAUAAUAGUAUUUAGUUUAUUCACCUUUUUUUAAAAAAAACAAGCCCAAUACAGAUUUCCAUGUACAAGCUAUAGAUAUUUAAGGGUUGUAAUUCCACCUGGUAGCAUAGCUUGUGUAACAGAUAAGAGUAUAUAUUUACUAGUGACAUCAGAACUCUUUGUGAAAUUGCAGCCUUUAAUGUACAUUUUGAAGGGGUGUAUUAGUCAGUAUUGUACAGGGAUCUUGUAAAGUCAUCAGAACUUGCUAUGAACGCUAAUUGCCAUUUGAAGCUACUGAUAGGCAGUGGCUCUGCUCUAAACCACUUUUUAGCAAUUGUAUUUUUUUCCUGAUUAUAUUUUUUAAUGUACUUUGAUGUUUAUGCUGAUGAGUUUUUUAUGUACUUUUGGUGAUGUUUCAGUCUUAUGAACUCUUCUGACGUCAGAAAAGUACCACUGGUUGUUUGCAGUCUUCUUGUGUAAUCAGCCUACCACAGGCUUCCGUGUAUAAUAAAGUAAUUAAUAUUGUGCAAGUGUAAAACACUUCUGUUAUAAAAGCAGUGUUUUGAAAAUAAGAAAUUAUUAAAAAUGGUUACAAAAUACUAGUUAA